AUGACGGGGGAAGAAAGGCUUUUGUUAAAAGAUAUUGUGGUGAAUAGCAACACAGAGAAGCUUCCAACAAAUCAUUUAUUUGAAGGUGACUCAAAUAAAUGCUCGAGAGCAGCACAGUCUAGUGACAGUUACAUGCUCAAAAUUCAAGGGAACCUCUCCCUCACAGAACAUCUGCAAAGGGGAAGAAAGCUCUCUGGUGACCAAACAUCCAUCCUUUUGUCGCCGCAGGCACCCGGGCAGCAAGCAGGCGGGCGGGCAGCAGGUUGUCUGAAACAUCCUCAAAAUGUAAGAAGAAUCAAAUCCUCUGAGGCAUUUUCAAGCUCUGAGUGGUCAGUUCUUUACAUCGGGCGACUCCCCCAAAAUAGCAGAGUCAUCAGAACAGGCAUCCUGGUUGGUCCACAUCUCGGAUCGGACGCUGGGAAGAAAAUCCGACAGUCAAGCAAACAAAUCAAAGGCUUAAGAUCUGCCAGAUCCGAAGAUAUCUGCAACUGGGGGUUACGUCCAUUUAUUCAUCGGGCGGCAAAAAUGGGCUUUCAAUUUUAUCCUGAAACGCAGGCGGCGCGUAGAAUAAGGGAGAGAGGGCCUCUUGACCAGGACAGAAUUUGCCGUUUCAAGGUUUAA
Paracoccidioides brasiliensis Pb18 is the source of this 621-nucleotide messenger RNA. RefSeq lists its product as uncharacterized. Bases 1 to 621 code for a protein of 206 amino acids. The record is from RefSeq and is a predicted model, not a curated record. The transcript has a single exon.